This is a messenger RNA of Danio aesculapii, 4503 nucleotides long. RefSeq names its product KN motif and ankyrin repeat domains 4 (gene kank4). Gene Ontology annotation, biological process: negative regulation of actin filament polymerization. Gene Ontology annotation, cellular component: cytoskeleton; cytoplasm. The transcript is spliced from 11 exons. Gene Ontology annotation, molecular function: protein binding. Lineage: Eukaryota; Metazoa; Chordata; Actinopteri; Cypriniformes; Danionidae. The record is from RefSeq and is a predicted model, not a curated record. Bases 392 to 3928 code for a protein of 1178 amino acids.
AGGAGGUGUGUUCAGCCUCACAGUAUAGCGCUUGUUAUGAGAGCCUUCUGCCGUCCCCUUCCACAAACCUCAAUAACAAUAUCGCAGAGGCUGAGUGAGUGUGUAAGUGUGUGUGUUGGGGAGUGAGGAGUGUGUAGCACCGUUGCUGCUGCUGCUGCUGCUGCCUGCGGCUUCCUCCCUGUGCUGGAUAUUCCUUGAAGGUCUGCCUCACCUCUGCAGUGCCUAGGAAAAAAUAGAGGGACCCCAAGAGACUGAGGUUGAAGUUCAAAGAAAGAAAGGGAGGGGUGUUGCAUGUUUUUGGUAGACAGGGAGGGGGGCAGGAUUCACAGCACAUGCUAGUUUUCCAGUGUUUACAUCAGAUCCCACUCAUGAUACUGCAAAAACAGAAAUAAUGGACAAGAAAAGUGCAAAUGGCUUUGCUACCAAAGCCUCUGAGACUGGAGUACAGCGAAAACAGCUGCCAUAUUCUGUAGAGACUCCCUAUGGGUUUCACUUGGAUCUGGACUUCCUGAAGUACGUAGAUGACAUAGAGAAAGGGAACACAAUCAAGAGGGUGCACAUUCAACGUAAAAACAGGGGUCCAAAGUACAGCACACUGCCUCGCAACUUCAGCCUUCCUGGGCAUGGUGCUCGACCUCUAGCCAAAGAUACGUGGGCCAAUACCUCCACUUUAGGGUCCAAACCCAAGUCACGUGUCACUGAAGUCCAACAACUUUUUGAGUUCAGAGCCAGUGAUACCACAGGUGGUAGCAGUAGCAUCAGUGGAAGUUCUGCCGCCAGCCAGUCAAAGAUAUCUGGGAGUAGCUACCUCCCCUCGCCAAAGGUUGCAGAAGAGUCUCUAGUACAGACCUCAUCUCAGAAUGAACAAUCCAUAGGCCUCAGUGUUAGGCCUCACCUGUUAAGAGCCUCCAGUAUGCCUGUUAAUGUCCCACGCAGAAAAGGAUCAGAUUCAACUGAUGAGCAGAGUUCCCAGUCACAGAAUGGUUCAACUGAGAAGCUUUUUCGACCGGCCGAUGGAGGUGACAGGAGAGGCAGCAUUCCCCAGGACAGGGCCAGCUUGCAUCAACAGAUCACAGCUGCACUUAGAAGGGUGCGUGAGUUAGAAGAGCAAGUCCGGACCAUCCCAGAGUUGAAGGCUCAAAUAUGUUCACUUAGAACAGAAAGGGAAGGACUCUUUCAAAAAAUUCUGCAACACCAGUCUGAACAAAAGAGACCUUUGCAGCUGAAAGAGAUCGAGGUUUCUCAAACUGACUUGCAAGUGAGUGCUUUACCUUCAGUUACAAGUGGGAAGGAAGAUGCACAUUCUCUUUCCAAAGACAAGGUUGCUGAUCAUGAAAUCAUUCAUGAAGUGCCCUCUAACAAAUCCAUAGAACAGCCAUCAGAGGAACCACAUUUUGUGAUGCAGGAUAAUGUACAACCAUAUUCUGAAAUAAACAAACCUGUAACUGAUACAGAGUCAGAAAAGGAACAAGUGCCAGCUCCUGUUUCUGUCCCAGUGAUACUCAUAGACAAAGCAGAAACUCCAACUGAUCCUGAUGAAGAAGAGGAAUUUUUGCAGGAACCUACACUUCAAGAAGAAGCUUCAAAGAGUCACUCAGAGCAAGUAAAGGAGCAGGAGAGAUCAGAGAUUUUGCUUGAAGAAAACCAACCAACACUGUCACAAGGAUUUUCCGCUUCAGAAUCUGAAUGUACAUCAACUCAAGAAGUUACCAUGACUGUUCAAAGACCAAGUGUAAUUAUAAUUGAGGAAAGUACAAUAGCCCAACAUGCCCAACAGAAACUUGUCUCUAACCUGGAGCUGGAGGCAAAAAUGAAAACUUUGGAAGAAAGUUUAUGCAAGGCUAGCUGUGAACUGGAGAAGACAAAUGUCUUAUUAAGAGAAGAAAUGGAUAAAAACAGACAAAAGGAUGAGAAAAUACAGGAACUAACUGACCAAGUAAAAGAGCAGAUUCUUCAAGGUCCUAUUGAGACAGAGCCGCAACCUGAACCAGUUGUCAAAUGUGAUGCAUCGGUCAGUACAGAUAGCAAAACUGUCCUGGAGAAAGGAGUCUCAACAGAACCUCAACCAAUUGAGGAACCCAAAGUAACUGAAUCUAAAUGCUCGAGCACUCAAACAAAUAUAGUUGAAGCUCGAGACAUUGAAGUGCUUGCACAAGUCACUACAGCAGAGAAAAUUGUAGGGAUAGAGGUAGUCAUGUGUGACCAGUCAAUAGAGACAGAUGUCCUGGACAAUCUAGAAGGCAACAGUAGUCAGGAAGUCUUGGAAAUGCUAGAAAACACAGACUCUAUAAAAGACAAAGAACAAGACGGUGAUAUCAAAGAUAGUGAAUUAAGGCAGAUUACAGAUACCAAAGUCAGUGAAAAUGUUGCAGAGAGCGACACUGAAGAAUAUGUCAUGAUAGAAAGUGCCAUGGUUGAGACUUUGGCUAGUGAAAAUGAAGUUCCUGAACAGACAGUCCAAAAGACAGAAUCUGCAGAGAGUCUGGGCGUUGGAAGCACAGUAACCGAGAAAGAAAGAGAAGGAAGUUCAGGUUUGCAAACACAGCAGGAACCAAAAGAAACACAAGAACAGGAUCCCCACCCUCAAUCUCAAAGGGCAUCUGAAGCCACAGCUUCUCCUGCUGCUAUCGGACAAGUUGUUAAUCGUAUACAGGGACUUCUUAAUGAGCAGUGGGCCAGCCUGGGAAGUGGGAGCCAAGACGCAAAAGGAGAGAGCUCCCAGAAACCUCAUUCUUCCAAAAUAAGCUCCAUUCAAAGCCACCUGAGAGGGUCCCUCAGUGCCCUGUCUGCCUUUUACUCACCUGUUCAGAAAGGAGGGGCUGCACGACAAUCAGGCCUCAAAUCCAUCAUGAAGAAGAAUGACUGUCCUGACAAGCAGGGCAAUGGGGGAGCGAAGAAGAACUUGAAGUUUGUUGGCGUAAAUGGAGGUUAUGAGAGCACGUCCAGUGAGGACUCCAGUGGUGAGGAGAAUCAGGACGAGGUUGAGGAGGUGGAAAGCUCCGAGCCUGAGGUGGAGCAGGGAGAGGAGCACAGUGGGGCGGCCCAGGAGGAGGCUGCUGCUGCUGGGGUGCAGAGUGAAGGGGUUCAGAAGGAGGGGACAGAGGGCUCUGAGGAGCCUGAUGUCUGCCAGGCCUCCAUGAGUCCCCAGGAGGAGCAGCCUGUCAGUGAGUUAGUUGAUAAGAACUUCAUGGCUGCUUGUCAUUUCCUGAAGGAUCGCAUGGCAGAGGUUUCUGCGCCAAAUAAAGAAAUGAGGCAGGUUCUGAUGAUGUUGUAUCAGGAGUGGUUUCGUGUGUCGAGUCAGAAGGAUUCUCAGGCUGAGACAGUCACGCUGUACCUCAGAGAGGUGGGCUUUCACACCCCAACUCUGCUGCGCUACAUUGUGAACCUGGCAGAUGGCAACGGCAACAUGGCUCUGCACUACAGUGUGUCCCAUUCCAACUUCACUGUGGUCAAACUCUUACUAGACACAGGCCUGUGUGAGGUGGAUCACCAGAAUAAGGCAGGUUACACUGCUAUAAUGCUGGCAGCUCUGACUGCGACAGAGAACCCUGAGGACAUGGAGGUGGCACAACAACUACUGAGAAUGGGCAAAAUCAAUGCUCGCGCCAGCCAGUCAGGGCAGACAGCACUGAUGCUUGCGGUCAGUCAUGGACGGGCGACAAUGGUACAAGUUCUUCUGGACAGCGGGGCGGAAGUGAACCUUCAAGACCGGGACGGCUCCACUGCUCUCAUGUGUGCCUGUGAACACGGCCAUACCGAGAUCGCCAAAAUACUACUGGAGAGACCAGACUGUGACCUGACACUCACAGAUAAGGAUGGACACACAGCUCUGUCAGUGGCCAUGAAGGCCUCACACACAGAGAUCAUUGAUCUUCUAAACGCUCGCUCUGAUCCAGGACCAGUCACAGAUCCAGCAGCCCCGCUCUGAGUCUAGCGGCCUCGUCUUCAUCUCUACUGCCUCAACCCGACUCGCCGACCAGGCCCACGGUCAAAACUAAAGAGACUGCACUUACCAGUGAGAGAAACGGCCAAUGAGAAAUGCCAAUAACAGAUGCCAUGGAGGCUGGACUUCCCUAAAACAUCCCCGUUUGUCCUGAAGCACAGUUGCUGGAGCUACGUCCAGCAGGCGGAUGGUACAUUGUUGAUGAUACAUGUUUUGGCCUUCUAUUUUCAGGUAAUGUGACUAUAUUUUUGUUAGGGGAUCGAGCGUAAUCUACGAAUGUUGGUAAAGGAGUGAUCAGAUACACACUAUAUUUAUUUUUAUUGCACUUUCCUGUAAUAUUCUCCCCGGGGAUGUACCAAGGCCUGUUUUAGUAUAACCUAAUGUGUCUUCCUACAGUAUAUGAGGGUUUUGGGGGUCAUUCCUUUGCCUUUACAGGUGGAACAGGGAAGGUUUUACAGUCACACAGUUGUGUUGUUGAUAGUAUGUGUUCUGUUAUAGUAUCUUUAAACCCCAACACAGAGCCAAGCACUGAGAAAAGUAAACUUCAGAGGUGAUUCAGA